This is a messenger RNA of Paracoccidioides brasiliensis Pb18, 279 nucleotides long. RefSeq lists its product as uncharacterized. Gene Ontology annotation, biological process: GPI anchor biosynthetic process. The transcript is spliced from 3 exons. The record is from RefSeq and is a predicted model, not a curated record. Gene Ontology annotation, cellular component: endoplasmic reticulum membrane; dolichol-phosphate-mannose synthase complex. The coding region runs from base 1 to 279 and encodes 92 amino acids.
AUGACCCGCGCUCAACAAACCCUCUCUGUCAUCCUCCUUCUUACCUCGCUCUACCUCGCCCUCUAUCUCGGUCUAAUACCUCUAAACCCUACCGUUCAGAGUGAAAUAAUACCAGUUCUCCCCUUCUACUCCAUAAUGGUCCUAGGCGCAUACCUGCUUUUCAGACUAGGCUGGGGCGUGUAUACCUUCAAUGAUGUUCCCGAGGCGCACGCAACACUGCAGGAAGAAAUUAUACAGGCGAAGAAUGAGCUGAGGAAUAUGAGGGUUGAUGUUGAUUAG